AAACGUUGCCUAUUUCCUUCGCUCCAUAGAUGCUGCUGCGCCCGCUGAGUUUCUCCAGCAUUUUUGUCUACCUAUUAUUCUGAACCCGCCUCCUGGAUCACAUUGAAGAAAUCGAAAGCAAGAAUAAUUAAGGAAGUGAUCGGCUCUCCUGGCGACAAUGGCGUCAACAGACCAUCUCCUAAACCUAAACAAGGAUAUCUCCUGCUCGAUUUGCCUGCAGUUUUUCCGGGACCCCGUGUUCCUGGACUGCGGGCACAACUUCUGCCAAGACUGCAUCUCCUCCUUUUGGCAGAACGGGGAGUGUUCGUGUCCCGAGUGUCGAUGUUGUUUCCCGGAUAGAACAUUGAAGCCCAACAGACUACUGGCGAGUAUAGUGGGGAACGUGAGAUCCGUCCAGGAAAGCGCUUGGGAUACAGAGUGGAAAAAGGUCUGGCGUGGAACUGGGACCUCGAGUCGGGAUCAGAUCAGCUCCGGUCGCCGCCACUCCCCCGAAGCGCCAGAUCUCAAGAGAAAGGUCUAUGAGCUCACGCAACAGUUUGAGUGGGAGUUCGCUGAGCUGCACCAGAUCCUUAACAAGGAAGAAUACGAAAUGAAACAAAGACUCAACAAGAGAGGGGAAGAACUACUGGACCGGUUGACAUCCAACAGCAGGCUUGCCAAUGAUAAUGAUCGCACUGUGCUGCAAGUGAUCUGGGAUUUAUUGAAGGUGAUGAUGUUACCUCCAUCUAUAAACAGCAAGGAAACCAGGCAAGAAAACAGAAUCUUCAGUAACAUACUGGCCGGUGAAUUUGGUGGACCUGUUCAGCACAUGGUGUGGAAGCAGAUGAGGAAAUCGGUGAACCCAGUACUCUCGCCAUUGACCCUAGAUCUGAAUUCAGCCCAUCCCAGGCUCAUUAUUUCAAACUUGACCACGGUUUGCCUUGGAUAUGGAGAACAGCCGUUGCCGAAGAGCACAAAACGAUUUGGAAACCGCGUGUGCGUGCUCGGAGCAAGAAGGAUUACAUGCGGGAAACAUUAUUGGGAGGUGGAGGUGGACCAGGGGGCAAAGUGGACGGUGGGGAUCGCGAGAGAGUCGGUAGGCAGACAGGACCUGGCAGACAUGACCGUACACAAUGGCUACUGGGUGAUAAGCCCUCAUAGAAGCAACUGGAUCCAAGCAUUCUUUGAUUUCUUUGCGCAGACAGACAGAAGUUCGACACACAUGGAGCAUCUUGAGCUCCAAGUCAAUCCGACAAAGGUUGGCGUUUAUCUGGACCACGAGGAAGGGCAGGUGUCAUUUUAUAAUGCCAAUACCAUGUCUCAUUUGUACACGCACCGCAGGCCAAUGUCUGGCCCAGUCUUGCCUUUCUUUGGACCUGGGCUCUCAACAAAUAAUUGGAUGAGACUCCCUCAGCCAUGAUAAUAAAACUGAUCUGCCUAAUCGGUUAUGUGAAAUAAUGUUACAAGGAUGAAUCAUGAAAUAAUAUAGUCUGCUCAGAGUUUGAGAGUUAUAGAAACAUAGAAAUUAGGUGCAGGAGUAGGCCAUUCGGCCCUUCGAGCCUGCACCGCCAUUUAAUAUGAUCAUGGCUGAUCAUCCAACUCAGUAUCCCGUACCUGCCUUCUCUCCAUACCCUCUGAUCCCCUUGGCCACAAGGGCCACAUCUAACUCCCUCUUAAAUAUAGCCAAUGAACUGGCCUCAACUACCCUCUGUGGCAGAGAGUUCCAGAGAUUCACCACUCUCUGUGUGAAAAAAACGUUCUCCUCAUCUCGGUUUUAAAGGAUUUCCCCCUUAUCCUUAAGCUGUGACCCCUUGUCCUGGACUUCCCCAACAUCGGGAACAAUCUUCCUGCAUCUAGCCUGUCCAACCCCUUAAGAAUUUUGUAAGUUUCUAUAAGAUCCCCUCUCAAUCUCCUAAAUUCUAGAGAGUAUAAACCAAGUCUAUCCAGUCUUUCUUCAUAAGACAGUCCUGACAUCCCAGGAAUCAGUCUGGUGAACCUUCUCUGCACUCCCUCUAUGGCAAGAAUGUCCUUCCUCAGAUUAUGCCCCUGUCCCAUUUAGGAAACCUGAACGGAAAUCUCUGGAGACUUUGGGCCCACCCAAGGUUUCCGUGUGGUUCCCAUGAUGAAGCCGAAUUUUAGUUAAAAAGAUAAGAAGAUAUUAAAUUGGUUUCUGGGCUAGCUUACAGCUUAUAUUUAGUCUCAAAUUAGGCUUGCCUUAGGUUGCGGGUGUGUGAGAUAAUAAAUCCUAUAACAUUGUCUCCCAAGUGACAGGCAGAGAGGAGAAGCUAGAGAGAUAUCUUUGAAGUAAGAUGCCAUAAACCAAAUGGCCAAUGUUUAUGGGGGAGGAGGCAAUAAAGGAAGAGAGAAAUAGCUAGUCACAUCUUUGUAAACAAAUGGCCUAUGUUUAUGAGGGACCAAGUGACAGAGAGGAAGCAGCGAAAAAGCUAGGGUGGUCUAUUUGGAGAUAAAAUGACCUAAAGCAAAUGGCCAAUGUUUUUAGUAUAUCUUGUACCAUGUAAACAAAAGGCCUUUGAUGUGAUGCAUUCUGUGGAAACCUUUUCUUGUACCUCUGACCAUGACUAAUGUCUGUGGAAUGUGCUAAGGGGACAAAAAAAAACCCUAUUUAAGGCAAUGUAAUUCUGUUGUUCAGCGAAGGUGGCUGAGCACAGUUAAGUGUCUACAUUGGUCACUUAGCUGGAAUUCUCGCUCCCUUCCAUCGGCUGAUGUUAAGUAAAGUUUUGAUCUGGUCUACCAAACAGUUUGUGUGGUGUCUGUUUAUUAAGAAGCGAACCUGGUUUAGUAGUUAAGAAAAGUAGCUUUUUCACUAUCCUACACACAUUAAGGACAUUUUUUUACAUUUAUACCAAGCCAAUGUGGGAGGGAACCUAAGAUCUCUGAGAAAACCCAUGCAGGUCACGGGGAGAAGGUACAAACUCCGUACAGACAGCACCCGUAGUCAGGAUCGAACCCGGGUCCCUGGAUAAGGCAGUAACUCUAGCGCUGCGCCACCGUGCCUACUAGUGUGGGCAACUAUAUCCCAAAACUGAGCUAAGUGUAGAGCAGACACGAGGAAACGCAGAAGCUGGAAUCUUGAGGGAAACACAAAGUGCUGGAUCAACUCAGCUGGUUAGGCAGCAUCCGUGGGGGGAAUGAAUAGGCAACGUUUCUUAAGACCAUAUACAGUUUUAUUUGCCACUUUAAUACAAACUCAAACAUUUUUAUCACAUUGAUAACAUGGAUUUCAGGCUUCCAAUCAGCCAGCCAGCCAACAUUUGUGCCAUUCAGGUCUUUAACCUGUGACAAACAUACACGUCGUUCUCUC
This is a messenger RNA of Leucoraja erinaceus (little skate), 3301 nucleotides long. Its product is annotated as zinc-binding protein A33-like. Lineage: Eukaryota; Metazoa; Chordata; Chondrichthyes; Rajiformes; Rajidae. Gene Ontology annotation, molecular function: protein binding. The record is from RefSeq and is a predicted model, not a curated record. The coding region runs from base 158 to 1399 and encodes 413 amino acids. The transcript is spliced from 5 exons.